Molecule: messenger RNA, 606 nt
Organism: Striga hermonthica
Lineage: Eukaryota; Viridiplantae; Streptophyta; Magnoliopsida; Lamiales; Orobanchaceae
Source: the annotation of a GenBank genome assembly
AUGGAAAGAGAAACAAGUUUUGAAGAGGAGGAAAAGAAUGGGAAUAAUAUUGUUGUUUAUAAGCAGCAGCAGCAGCAGCAGCAGCUUCCAAUUGGGUUCAGAUUUGAGCCCACAGAUGAGGAGCUUUUGGUUCAUUACUUGAAAAGGAAGGUUUUUUCACAGCCAUUGCCAGCCUCUGUUAUUCCUGACCUCCAUCAUCUUUUUCACCUCAAUCCAUGGGACUUGCCUGGUUGCUUGAGGGAUAAGAGAUACUUCUUCUGCAAAAAGAAGAUGAAUUUCUUCUUCAUGAGCAAAUGCAGUAGCAAUUUGAUAAGCAGCACCGGCUGUGGCCACUGGAAAUCUGAUCAAUACAAUUGGGUUUUGCAAGAAUUUUGCCUCGUCGGCAGGUCAUCGCCAUACCAGCAGCAGCAGCAGCAGCAGCUGAUGAAUCAUCAGAAAAAAUUAAUGGUGCGGCAAAUAGGAGACUGGGUUGCUUGCCGUGUGUACCAAAGGAAAACCAAAUCUAGAAAGAGCAUCAACAACAAAACUCAUGAGGAGGAUGAUGAUUUGGGACCUCAAAUUGUUGGGUCGUCGUCACCUUCGUGUUCGAGUGGGGUCACUGAUUGA